Messenger RNA from Penicillium canescens, 1065 nucleotides. RefSeq lists its product as uncharacterized. The transcript has a single exon. The coding region runs from base 1 to 1065 and encodes 354 amino acids. The record is from RefSeq and is a predicted model, not a curated record. Lineage: Eukaryota; Fungi; Ascomycota; Eurotiomycetes; Eurotiales; Aspergillaceae.
AUGGAGUUGACAUCGAUGCUCUCCGCCACGAAGGGCGAUAAACUGAAAGACUCGUCACAAUGGCGAGCAUGGCAUAAAAGGAUGAAGGCAUUCGCAAUUUAUCGGGAUAUCUGGGACCUUUGCAACCCCGAUGCCGAUAAAGCCUCUCGUCCGAAGGUUCUGCGAGAACCACGGCAGCCUGAGUAUCCGCUAGACUCGGAUUCGGAGGCUAAAAAAGAGUGGAGAGACCUCUUGGAGGUCUACAAAAUUGACACUAACCGCUAUGAACGGCAGCGGAAGGGUCUGAAUGAGGUGAAUGAAUUCAUCAUCACCUACGUAGAUAGCAGUCUCCGCGACCCUAUCUUCGCAUUGGAAACUCCGUACGAACGGCUAGUCUAUUUACAGACUAGGUUCGCGCGCUCGGAGUCAUAUAAGGAGGAAGUUCGGAUGCAAUGGAGAGCCUUCUCGACCCAAAAACCGACUGGAGAUAUCGAGAAAUGGCUUGCGUCAUGGGCUGAGCUCCGAGAGCAAGUGGCAGAACUACAGCUUCAUGAAGCUAGAAGCGCGAAUCAUGACUUCUUGCAAGCAGUCAAGGAGGUCUUACCAAUCUGGUGGCAAGCUAAAUAUCAAGAGAUCGUGAUGAAUGGAGCCUCGUACGAUACUCUGAAUCUAAUCGAAUCAUUCAGAGCAACGUAUCGGGAGAUUGGCCAGUCCGAUUUAUCACCGUCGCCGUUGCCAAGGGGGUCUUUCUCCACUUUGAAGGGUCAUCAGGAAGCGGAGAAUAGCUUCCAACAAGCGGACCAGGACCAGGAAGCGGAGAAUAGCUUCCAGGUCCCAUUUGAAGAAAGACCAUGCCCUUGCGGACGGGGAAAACAUCACGAUCCAGUCAACUGCUUUGUUAUAAAUGAAGCAAUUAGACCCAACUGGUUCAGACUGCAUAAGGAGAACCUACAGAGAGCAGAGAAUGCUCUCUCGGCCGAUCCAGCAUGGAGGAAAUGGAUCCAUGAAGCUAUUGAAGAGACCGCAGAACCGUCAGCAAAUGCGGUCCAAUUGGCCUAUAGCAUGUCAUCUUCGAUAAGCUUCUAG